This is a messenger RNA of Cynara cardunculus var. scolymus (artichoke), 459 nucleotides long. Its product is annotated as NADH dehydrogenase [ubiquinone] 1 beta subcomplex subunit 2. The transcript is spliced from 4 exons. The record is from RefSeq and is a predicted model, not a curated record. The coding region runs from base 24 to 221 and encodes 65 amino acids. NCBI's taxonomy places the organism in Eukaryota, Viridiplantae, Streptophyta, Magnoliopsida, Asterales, Asteraceae. Gene Ontology annotation, cellular component: mitochondrial inner membrane.
AGUAGCUGAUUGAGGCGAGAGAGAUGGCAGGAGGGCAUGGGCAUGGAACGACAUAUAAAGGUGUGACAUUGCAUCAGCCUAAGCGGUGGCAUACGGUCACUGGGAAGGGCAUGUGCGCCAUGAUGUGGUUCUGGAUUCUAUAUAGGGCUAAGCAAGACGGCCCUGUAGUUCUGGGAUGGCGGCAUCCUUGGGAAGGGCAUGGACAUGGAGACGAACAUUAGGUGGACCGAUGAUCGAAAGUGGGCGUAAACCAUCUUGUGGUAGCUUUUCAACACAACCUGCGUUUCCUGCAUACCUUGUUUUUUUGUUGAAUAAAAAUGACAAUUUGGAACUUAUGAACGGCUUCUGUUUCGUUACUCUUGUUUAAAUGGCAGAUUGUGUACUCUUGCACGGUUGCACCCAGGCAGACAUGUAUAUUGAACCCUGUCUUUUUGGGCAAUUUAUGCCACAUUUUAAGCA